Messenger RNA from Drosophila melanogaster (fruit fly), 3232 nucleotides. RefSeq lists its product as uncharacterized. Bases 898 to 1962 code for a protein of 354 amino acids. Gene Ontology annotation, biological process: lipid metabolic process. The transcript has 9 exons. The record is from RefSeq and is marked reviewed. Gene Ontology annotation, cellular component: membrane. Gene Ontology annotation, molecular function: fatty acid elongase activity. NCBI's taxonomy places the organism in Eukaryota, Metazoa, Arthropoda, Insecta, Diptera, Drosophilidae.
GUCGUUUCCCAAGAAAUCCGAAAGAUAUGGCUAGUUGACUAAGAAGUAAUUCGAUAUUAAUAUAUUUUUUUGGAAGCGCAUAUAGUUUUAUUGGGCUAGAUCGCAUUUUCUGCAUGGUGAAGUCCGUUACGAUAUGUUGUCGGAUAUAUUUUAUGUGCGGUGAGAUCCAACGCGGUGUUUGUGUGUGUCUUUUGUUGGCGUUGCUGUUGUUUGUAGCCAUCGCCAUAGCCAUCGGCAUCGCAGCCCGCGGUAUCGAAGUUUCAGUAUCAAAAGCAUCGGCAGCCAGCCCAAGCUGAAACUAGUCGAUUGUUCAAUUCCCAAAAGCGCGGGCCCUUUACACUUGCGUUCGUUCUCCUUCGCGAGUGUGUAUUUGUGGCCGUGCACAAGUGCAUUUGUGUGUGUGCACUCGGGAUUCCUCUUCCAUUCCAAUCGCCGCUCGACCCCCCCCCCCCCCUUCCACACCAUACCUCGCAGCGUCAAACUGUGAAGCAAACCUGGCCCUUGUAACGGACUUUGUUACUAAUUACUCUGCUCAAACAGAGAUUCAUUCGACCGACACGUGCCGGACAUUGAACCCAUCGAAAACCGCGUAUCGGGAAAGAGCAAACACCCAGCCCCGCCCACUCCACGCCCCCAAAGGGAGCUGAUGAGGCACUGAUGGCCGACAAGGGGUCAGAUUUGCAUUUGGCUGUGUAGAACAGAAAUCGAACGAAAAGAAAGUAGCGAGCGCGGAGAACAUAAAAUCGUAUUUCCAGUUGGCCAAGUUUUUGGGCAGACUGGCUGGUUGACUGACCAGUCCAUAAUUAGGCCUCGAGCAUGCAGCUCGGUUAACACACCAAAUACAGGACCGAUCCCAUUACUUGCAACACAGAAACCACAAACAGAAGCGACAACAAAAUGGCAAUCAUACUGCAAGAAGCCCAGAAGUGGUAUCGGGACCUAAUGGACAAUAAAAGCGAUCCUCGCGUUAACGACUUCUUUCUGCUAUCCUCGCCACUGCCCACACUUUGUAUGUGCAUAUUCUAUGCCUACUUCAGCAAAUCCCUGGGGCCCAGGCUGAUGGCCAAACGGAAACCGAUGGAGUUGCGAUCUGUUUUAGUUGUAUACAACGCGAUACAAACAAUAUUUAGCGCGUGGAUCUUUUAUGAGUACUUAAUGAGCGGAUGGUGGGGCCACUACAGCUUAAAGUGUCAGCCCGUUGACUAUAGCACCACUGGCUUGGCCAUGCGGAUGGUCAACAUUUGCUGGUGGUACUACAUAUCUAAGUUCACCGAGUUCUUCGACACACUCUUCUUCAUUCUGCGAAAAAAGAACGAGCACGUCUCCACACUACACGUCAUCCAUCACGGCUGCAUGCCGUUCUCCGUCUGGAUGGGUCUGAAGUUUGCGCCAGGCGGUCAUAGCACUUUCUUUGCCCUUCUCAACUCGUUUGUGCACAUUGUAAUGUAUUUCUACUACAUGAUCGCCGCCAUGGGUCCAAAGUACCAGAAGUACAUCUGGUGGAAGAAGUACCUGACCACCUUCCAAAUGGUUCAAUUCGUGGCCAUUUUCACCCACCAGUUCCAGCUUUUGUUCCGCGAAUGUGAUUACCCCAAGGGCUUCAUGGUCUGGAUCGGAUUGCACGGCGUUAUGUUCCUGUUCCUGUUCUCCGACUUUUACAAAGCGAAAUAUCUCAACGCAGCUCGACGUCGCCGGCAGGCGGUCAAGGCCAAUGGCUAUGCCAACGGCUCGGCUUCGAAUGGGCACAGCAAGCAUCUUGGAGAGGGUGACGCCCUGAUUGCAAACGGUUGCAAUACUGGGGCUUGCAUGCCGGUGAUGGAGGACGAGUACGUCAAAAGCAAGGGGCAAUCGAAUGGUGCCUACAAGGAGGGCUUCUUCAAGGAGGGCGUGUUAUCCAACAACGAUGCCAUCUUCAACCCGGACAGCAGUAGUUCUAGUCUGCACCAGCGCAAAGUCAAAUAACUGCUGAUUAGGUGUACUACGAUGAUAUUCAUUAUGUUUAUGUUAAGUGAUUAGCGUGUAACUGAACCAGAUUGAAGAACAAGACGAGCAAGAAACUUGGCAGAAGUAGCAGAAGACGAUUGGCACGACAGCAGCGAAAAAUUAAUAGAGCUCGGUUUAUGGAUUGUUUUUGAUAAUUUAUAUUUUAAAUACGUACAAUACAUAAAAUCAGUUAUGGCAAAAGUCAAUCGGAUGCGCCGAAACUUACCGAACAAACGCCACCUAUGCCCACCCACCCGAACCGUCAUUAACUAAAGCUAAGUAGAAAGAGAAGCGGCAGCACAAACUAAGAUAUAAUCAAACCAUUUUUACAAACAUGUCCUACGGCACCAGUAUGAACGUCCCGCUUGAAGCACAAAUACGCCUCUGGUGCGCAGAGAAAAGUUAUUUUUUGAACGAUAUUUAUAGAGCCAUAAAGCCUGUUUAAACCAGCUACAGAUACCAAUUAUAGUGUAGCUUACCGCAUACAAACACCAACAAAGACAUACAUACAUACAUACUCACUUUAGGUGUAAAAUUUUGUAUGAACAUUUUUGAUAACAAAUUGAGAUGUUACGGCGGCCGAACCUAUGAUAUAUGAAAGCUAUACAUGCUCUCUUCAGUCUGCUCUAAACUCAAAGAAGACGUUAUACUAUUUGUAGCUUGUUUUGUAUAUUGAGAGAGAACGGCAUUUUGUUGCAAUACUUUGUAAAGGUCUAAUAGUUAAACUUAUUUAUACAUUGUAGCUAGCUAGCCAAUUGCAAAAUGCAGCACGACCCAGACCUCCCCUUGGCCUUCCUGGACAAUUGUGACAACUAAACGGACGACCGGACCGAAGAUCACACUAUAGUCAGACAAGAAAGAGUGACAAAGAUCAUGGAGAUAAAGCUUUUAUACUGUAAGUGCAAACCGGCUUAAGGACGAAGACAAUCAGUUUAUUAGUUGGUUGCCGACCAAUGUAAAUGAAUCUUAACAAAAGUUUUCAACUAUUUUCGCAUUGCAUUGAACCUCUUUUUGGUGUGGCUCAUAUAUAUUACUUUAUUACUACCUAUUCAAUAUCCGCUUGUUUCCAUUUUUGGUUUGAAGUUGUUAAACGGUUUUUCAGCGCAGUGAGAAGUAUUGGUGACAAAUUAUUUGUAAGUGUAAUUCUGUCUGUUAAUCCGUGCGUAUGGUUUCGUUGUUAGAUUAUGUGGCUUAAGCUGACAAGUUCAAAAACUAUAGAAAACCUAAAUAAAGCUUUUUAAUUUAUAUU